Messenger RNA from Zingiber officinale, 1052 nucleotides. RefSeq lists its product as uncharacterized. The coding region runs from base 68 to 712 and encodes 214 amino acids. The transcript is spliced from 3 exons. The record is from RefSeq and is a predicted model, not a curated record. NCBI's taxonomy places the organism in Eukaryota, Viridiplantae, Streptophyta, Magnoliopsida, Zingiberales, Zingiberaceae.
CUUUUAUUUCCAGGAGGCGAACCGAUCGAUCGCCUUUCUCUUGGUCAAGGCUCUCCCAUUCUCCCUCAUGGUUUCCUCCUCUUCGUCGCCGCCGUCGAAGAACCGAUGGAUUGGCGGCAACGUCUCACGGAUCGCCUCCCGCGUCUACUUCGUCCUCAUCAUCUUCCAAAUCCCCAUUUUCAGAAUCCCAUGCAGGUCAGGGCUUUGUACAACACCCAUCCAGGUGACAUCUUCGCAAUUGAUUGCAAAUGAAAUAUUCCCUGCACCUGUGGUGAAGGCCCUCCUCUAUCCCGGGGCCGUCGUGCGCAGCCUUGCCGCCAACAAGACCUUGCCAAACUGGGGCAGUUUGCUCGACGCGUACAACCUGACAGAAGCAAAAAAUGCUUCGCCGGUUGUUGAUCUCCAGCGUCUAGAGGUUCUUGCGGGUAGCUACUUCUCCGUUGCAGGGGCACUCGUCGGUCUCAUAAGCCCCGGAAGGAUGACCCUGUUCGGGACACUACUGAUUGUUUGGGGCCUCGUCAAAGAAGGGGUCCUUGGAAAGCCAGCAAAUACAGAUCCGGCACAAGCUGUUUAUGUCUACCCUACGAUUCUGAUAGCGCUCGUUUGCGCUUUCUCAUCGAUCAAGACAAACGCGAGUAAGGCAGUAAAGAGAGCUCAGGUUGCACCCACGGCUAAGCCACUCAAGAGCUCUGCCAAGUCCAAGCUGAAGUAGUUAUUAUUUUCACUUGUUUUGGAGGGGUGCUUUCUUUUUUCAUUUGAAAAUUUCAAGUCAGGAAUUGUCUGGCAUUGUUAAAGUUGCAGUGUGAUCUUGAGGUCACAGGUUCAAGUCAUGAAAAUAACUUCUUACAAUGUAACGUAAGACUGACUCGUAUUGACAGGAGUUUCGUGUACCGAACUACUCUUUACCCUUUUAGGAGUUGUCUCGCAUUGUUAGAUUAUUAUGAAAGCUAAUUAAUCAAAAGAUGGAUUUAAUUUUAGAUUAAGUGAGGCCAUGUAAGCUAUUUAUUACACAAUUAAUUUGAGAUUACAUGAACAAGUUUUACUUUGUGUAA